Tachysurus vachellii is the source of this 3293-nucleotide messenger RNA. It is a transcript of the gene rhbdf1b, whose product is annotated as rhomboid 5 homolog 1b (Drosophila). Gene Ontology annotation, cellular component: endoplasmic reticulum membrane. Gene Ontology annotation, biological process: regulation of epidermal growth factor receptor signaling pathway; regulation of protein secretion. The record is from RefSeq and is a predicted model, not a curated record. The transcript has 19 exons. The coding region runs from base 236 to 2923 and encodes 895 amino acids. Gene Ontology annotation, molecular function: serine-type endopeptidase activity. NCBI's taxonomy places the organism in Eukaryota, Metazoa, Chordata, Actinopteri, Siluriformes, Bagridae.
GUGGAGCGAUUUAGUCAGUGUGAAUCACGUUCAGCCCACGGACUGUGAAACUCACUGCCCAACGGAGAUGUGGACACAGGGACAUUAUAACACUGCUUUCGUUUCCUGAUCGCGUCCAUAAUACAGUUUGUUCAGAAGAUAUCAGUUUGUUUUUACAGCCCCCCUUCACACCGCGGUGAAUGAGCAGAUCAGAGAGCUGAGAAGUCAGAGAAACUGGCAGACGAGGGGAGAGGAGAUGAGCAUGGCUGAAACUGAUGAGGAGAGCAGCAGUCAGCAGCGGAAGAAGCCACCAUGGCAUUAUCUGGAUUUCCCCAACCCACAGGGCCCCACAGAGGAGCUAAACAACUACAUACUGCCUUGGGCACGUAACAGUCUGUAUCUGCGCAGUGCCAGCGUGCCCACAGAGAACAUCCAGCUCAGAUUCCCAGUUGUGGAUCCCUACACAUCUCGAAGACCCUCAGUACUGCGCAAACCUUCCCUUUCACAGACCAUCAGGAGCCCUACAGAGAAGAGGGUACGCUUUGAGCAGAUGAGCACAGUGUUGGUUAAUGGCCAAUGCUCCUCUCGGCUUGAGGCCACCAGGCGCCAGUCGCUACCCCAUAUUGUCCUCAGGGGCACAGCAGACUGGUUUGGGGUCAGUAAAGACAUUGACAGCACCCUGAAAUGGCAGAGGAAGAGCUUACGCCACUGCAACCAGCGUUAUGGCAAGUUAAAGCCACAGGUGCUCCGAGAGAUGGACCUGCCCAGCCAAGACAACAUCUCUAUAACAAGCACAGAGACUCCACCACCUCUUUAUGUCCCUCCAGUGCACCAUGGCAUGCAGAAGAUUGUGGACCCACUGGCUCGGGGCCGAGCCUUUCGGAACAUGGACGAUAUGGAUGCUUUCAAUGGAACGCAAACUCCUGGAGCUGUCUCCCUGUGCUCUCUCACCAGUUCUCGUUCUGGUUUCAACCGGCUUCCACACAGGAGAAAGAGAGAGUCUGUAGCCAAGAUGGGCUUCAGAGCAGCUGCAGCUCUCAUGAAGGGUCGUUCCAUGAAAGAUGGCACGAUGCGACGAGUACACCGACGGAGCUUCGCUGUAAACAGCUUCAUGGAAGAUGACACAGGAGAAUUCCUAGAUGAAAUGGACACCUCCUUUUUUACAAGGGAUGGUCUGGUACAGGAGGAAUUAUCCACAUAUGCAGACGACGUGUUUGAGUCGCCCUCUGAGGCUGCCAUUCGUGAGAAUGAUGCAAACAAAGUGCCCUGUGAGACAGAUUUAACAGGCAGUGCCCUGGGAAAGCCAGAGUUAGAAAGGAGUCACCUAAUGCUGCCACUUGAGAGGGGCUGGAGGAAAGGCAGGGAUAGCUCUCUGGUCCAACCUAAAGUGCGCUUACGCCAGGAAGUUGUGUGCGCGAGCGGCCAGAGAAGGGGACAUCGGAUCACGGUGCCUGUUUCAAAGCUCUUUGCCCAUGAGAAACGUCCUUAUGGCCUUGGCAUAGUGGGAAGGCUGACCAACCGCACAUACCGCAAGCGCAUUGACAGCUAUGUGAAAAGACAAAUAGAAGACAUGAACAACCACAGGCCUUUCUUCACAUAUUGGAUAACAUUUGUUCACUUGAUCAUCACCAUCCUGUCAGUUUCCAUUUAUGGCAUUGCACCUAUUGGCUUCUCUCAACACGAAACUGUAGAUUCUGUUUUAAGAAAUAAAGGCAUUUAUGAGAAUGUCAAGUAUGUGCAGCAAGAGAAUUUCUGGGUUGGACCAAACUCAGUGGCACUGAUACAUUUGGGAGCCAAAUUCUCACCAUGCAUGCGCCAAGACCAGGAGGUGCAUGACCUGAUCCAGGAGAAGAGAGAGAAAGAGCGCCACUCAGCCUGCUGCGUCCGAAAUGAUCAAUCAGGCUGCGUGCAGACCUCUCAACAAGAGUGUUCAAGUACAUUGGCUCUCUGGGUAAAGUGGCCCCAGCACACAAGUGUUCCAUAUCUAAAUGGCAAAUUACGCAAGUACGGCUCAGUUUGUCACCAAGACCCAAGGACGUGUCUGGAGCCAGCCUCUCUCUCACCUCAUGAGUGGCCUGAUGACAUCACCAAGUGGCCAAUCUGCACCAGGCACAACAGUGGAAACCACACCAACCUGCCACACAUAGACUGUGAGAUCACAGGCCGGCCAUGCUGCAUUGGAACCAAAGGAAGGUGUGAAAUCACAUCCAGAGAAUACUGUGACUUUAUGAAGGGUUAUUUUCACGAAGAGGCUACGCUUUGCUCCCAGGUGCACUGCAUGGAUGAUGUGUGUGGCCUGCUGCCAUUUCUCAACCCAGAGGUCCCAGAUCAGUUCUAUCGCCUGUGGCUGUCUCUCUUCCUGCAUGCUGGGAUUUUGCACUGUCUUGUGUCUGUGUGCUUCCAAAUGACCAUCCUGAGAGAUUUGGAAAAACUAGCAGGAUGGCUUCGAAUAUCCAUCAUCUACAUCCUCAGUGGCAUUACAGGCAACUUGGCCAGUGCCAUAUUUCUUCCUUACAGAGCUGAGGUUGGUCCAGCAGGCUCUCAGUUCGGCAUCCUUGCCUGUCUGUUUGUAGAGCUGUUCCAGAGCUGGCAGAUCCUGGCACGACCGUGGCGGGCCUUCAUCAAGCUGCUGUGUGUGGUUCUCUUCCUUUUCGGUGUUGGCAUGCUGCCAUGGAUUGAUAACUUCGCCCACAUUUGUGGCUUCAUCUCAGGCUUCUUCCUCUCCUUCGCAUUCUUGCCUUACAUCAGCUUUGGCCGAAUGGACACGUACCGCAAGCGCUGCCAAAUAUUGGUCUCACUCACAGUCUUUCUGGGAAUCUUCUCAAGCUUUGUGGUGCUCUUCUAUGUGUAUCCAGUCAAGUGUGAUUGGUGCGAGCUGCUUACCUGCAUACCUCUGACGGACAAGUUCUGUGAGAAAUAUGACCUCAAUGCUCACCUCCACUGAGGCCUUAGAGAGUGGAGAGCAAAGACAGAGAAAAAAAACAGAGACUUGUGAAAUGGUUUCCAAUCCUUUAGCUCUAACUGACAUUUUUGCUGUAUUAUAGUCUUUAUCAAUGUGUAUUUUUACAUGCACUCAAUGAAGGUAUUAAUUUCAUGGGAUCAUUGAAAGGUCCUCUCAGAGGAAGAGAGAUAAUCUAAAUGCCUCUAGUGCCUUGUUGAUCAAUACCAACUGCUGCCAUCUCUGUGUUCCAUUAAGUCUGAGCACUUUUGUUCUUAACCUGUAAUAUGUACACUGCUACUUAAGUAGUGCAUGUCUGGUAGUGUUUUAGCUACCUGAUCCCUUGUAAUACACAGUCCAAUAAGAGUAAACUUAA